AUGAAGAAUAAGGCAGUUGAUGAAAAUUCAGAACUUGUUCAUCAAUUCUACUUUGUCAAGCUCUGGCCAACAAUUCCAGAUUCAAUCCCUCGAAUAAAAAAGGAAGAGAAAGUGAUUAAGACAAUGAGUCAGGACAUUUUGGAAAUCACUAAAAAGAUCGCAAAGAAAACGAUAGAAAAAGAGUAUCUUGAUUUUUAUAUGGCUCUUGAUGAGUUGAAUUUCAGAAAUGUUAAAAUUGAAAAUGAAGGAUGGUUUGGAGAAAAGCUUGAUAAAAAUUCUUUGAAUUAUUUGAGACUGCAUGGAAGCAAAAGUUUGGGUGAGGAGAAAAAAAUUAUGAGGGACAUAAAGAUUCAACAGAAAGAUGUUUCUCCAUUCAAAUCACUAGAAGUGCUUAAGCAAACGUUAUUGUGUAACGGAGGGAGUUUAUUCUUUACUCGGAGAGUUAAAAACUUGGAGCAGAUGAUUAGAGAGAAUUAUUACUUAAGUGAUCGACAAAAACUCGUAAUAGAAAUUGAACAAUUUCAAAUCCAGCACAAGGAUCGAGCUUCCAAGUAUGAUUCCUUGAAGAAAAAUAUAAAAGAACACAUCAAGCUUCUAUGUGGUGAUGAUUCUUCGAAAAACAGAAAAGAAUGGAUGGAAUUAGGGACAAGAAGUAAACAUAAUGAGAAAGAACAAGUAGCUAUAAAUGGAGAAUUGUAUUCUUUGAAAGAAAAAUUGGCAGAGAAGCAUAAGAAAAAGACAGAAGCACAUAAUAUGCUUUGGGAAUUGAACAGAUUGUAUCAUGAGGAGAAUAUCCCCUAUUAUAGGCAUUGUUCAUUUAUGAAUAAAGUUUAUCGGUUGGCUGCAGAAAAAGAUGUAGCAGCUCUUGAUGAGAUGUCAAGUUUAAAGGUUGAAAAGUUUAUGUCAGAAUGGAACAAUAACAAGGCUUUCCGAGAAGAUUACGAGAAGAAGCUUCCGCAAUCAUUAGAGAGACGGCAACUAUGUAGUGAUGGGAGAAGAAGAACAGAUAAAUCAUGCAGUAGUAUGCUUUAG
Molecule: messenger RNA, 1032 nt
Organism: Lathyrus sativus (Indian pea)
Lineage: Eukaryota; Viridiplantae; Streptophyta; Magnoliopsida; Fabales; Fabaceae
Source: the annotation of a GenBank genome assembly